Neolamprologus brichardi is the source of this 4379-nucleotide messenger RNA. The record is from RefSeq and is a predicted model, not a curated record. Lineage: Eukaryota; Metazoa; Chordata; Actinopteri; Cichliformes; Cichlidae.
UUUCAGCGUGUUGUCCCUGUGAAGCAGACCAAAGAUUGUGAAAGAGUUUCAAAUCCAUAGCUACACAUGAGAAGCUGUAUUAACUGCACCUUGCUUAACGUGGUUAAUUGACCAAUUUGAGCUAACUGCCUUGUGUUUAACAUCAUUUUUCACACUUGGCAAGUCCAGCGAUGGAGGAUUGCACACUGGAAGAACAACUUCUCCUUCAUGCUAAAGAGGGCAACUGUCCUCAAGUUCAGAGGCUCCUUCAGUCCAGGAUUCACCAAAACAGCUCUCUCAACAUCAACUGCAGAUCUCGUUCGAAAACCUGCUCGGGAUGGACACCUCUUCAUUUGGCCUGCAGCUUUGGACACAGAGAUGUUGUUGAGGAGUUACUGAAGGCAGGAGCUGAUGUGAAUUUGCAGAAUAACCUGGGUGACACACCUCUGCAUAAAGCAGCAUAUGCUGGACGAAAGGAGAUUGUUCUGUUGCUUCUGCGCUAUGAUGCUUGUGCCAACAUAAUCAAUGGAACCGCUCAAAUCCCUAAAGAUGUCACAGAGGACGAUGAAAUCAUUACCAUGCUUGAGGCUGCAGAGAGGAGAGAGGCAAGGCGGCAUGAGGAGAAGCUUCUGGAAGCAGCCAGAGAGGGGGAUAUAUCCACUCUGUCUAAAUUGCUCAAUGGGAAAGAUGCUCCAGAUAUCCACUGCAGGGAUUCAGUGGGUAAUACGCCUUUACACUGUGCAGCCUACAGGGGGCAGAAGCAGUGCGUUAUAAAGCUGCUCAAGUGUGGAGCCAACCCUAGUAUCAAGAACAACAAUGCUCAGACUGCAUUGGACCUGGUUUGCACUGAUGAACUGAAGCAGAUUCUAGCAGCCUAUAAAAAUAAGGACAUGAGCAGUGUGGUGCAGAAGAUUGAAGGACCUCUUUGGAAGAGCUCACGCUUCCUCGGAUGGCGUUCCCACUGGGUUGUAGUUGAGAAUGGAACUGUCUCCUGGUACCCUAGACAAGCUGAUGCACUGGCUGGUGUUACGAAACAGGGCUGUAAGUCUCUUUCACAAGCCUACUGCAUGGUCAAACCAUGGGAUCACUGCUUCUUCAUGCUCAGGUGCUUCGAUGACUCUGUGCAUUAUUUUAAAGUCCCCUCGCAGACAAAUGCCGUGGCAACAAGAAAAAGAUGGCUGGAUGCUUUUGAAGAGCAUGCAUCCUACUGCACUCGCCACGACACUGAAGAGGUGAUUAUAGAUGAUGCUGCGGGUGACGUAAGAGUGAGGAACCUUGAACAAGCGCUUCAGGCAGCCAGGGCCUUCCAGCAAAAAUUGGAGAGUGAAGUGUCAAUAUUUCUGUCCAUGGCGAAGAAUGAGGAGAAUUAUGAGUUGACUGGUACACUUCUGCUGAAAGCAAAAGAGACGAGUGAACUUUCCAGUGAGACAUGCUCUGCUCUCCAUCUGUGCCUUGAACUGCUGUCAAAGCAAGAAGAGGUGUGGAGCCUGAAAGUAGAGCAAGAAGUGGAGAAGAACAAAGCUCUAACAGAAGCCUUGCAGACUUUGGCAACUGAGAACCACGAGCUCAAGCAAUCCUUAAGUAAAAGGCGGAAGUCCUCCAACCUUAGUACUCUCAAUGAAGAUGACUUCUAUGAUGCCGUGUCAGGUCAGCGGCCUCUUGGUGGAAGUAAUCAAUCAAUGUGUGAUUAUUACAAAAGGGACACACUACAUCAGUGUAGUAUGUCUUGUUGGUUGGGAGAGAUCGAAAAUACAGUUGUUAUUUUCUACUGCUCUAAAACAUGUUUACCAUCAAAUGGAUUUAGAAAUGAGGAAGGUCACGUCACUUUUUGCAGAUUUCUUGUUGUAAAUUGCAUUUUAAAAAAGUUAAAAAGAAAAUUCUAUUAUUCUGCUGAAAAACUCAGUAUACAGAGUACAAUAUACAGUGUACAUUUCAGUACAGUCCUAUUUAGCAGACUUUCCUUUUUUGUUAGAUUUGGUGUGAGUCAUAUAACUGCAGGCUCCAACAAGAAAUCCUCUCUGUGUUUACCCCUCUUUUUGUUAUUCAUAUUGCUUCCGCACAGAACAUCUCUACCGGCUCCCAUGUUCUCCAGGAACGACGUGAGCAUCUGGAGUAUCCUGAAAAAAUGCAUUGGCAUGGAGUUAUCAAAGAUUGCCAUGCCUGUGGUAUUUAAUGAGCCUCUGAGCUUCCUCCAGCGGCUAACAGAAUACAUGGAGCACACCUACCUCAUCCACCAGGCGAAUGCCACAACAGACUCUAUCGAGAGGAUGAAGUGUGUUGCAGCAUUUGCUGUGUCAGCUGUAGCGUCACAGUGGGAGAGGACUGGGAAGCCCUUCAACCCCCUCCUGGGGGAGACCUAUGAGCUAAUCAGAGACGAUUUGGGCUUUAGGUGGAUGUCUGAGCAAGUAAGCCAUCACCCUCCGGUUAGUGCCUUUCACGCUGAGGGCCUCAAGGAGGAUUUUGUCUUUCAUGGUUCCAUCUACCCCAAACUCAAGUUUUGGGGGAAGAGCAUAGAAGCUGAGCCCAAGGGAGUUAUCACGCUGGAGUUACCCAAAUAUAACGAAGCGUACACCUGGACAAACCCCACCUGUUGCGUCCACAACAUUAUCGUCGGUCAGCUUUGGAUUGAGCAGUACGGCAGCGUGGAAGUGCUCAAUCACAAAACCGGAGAGAGAUGCAGCAUGACUUUCAAGCCCUGUGGCCUCUUUGGAAAAGAGCUGCAUAAAGUUGAAGGAUACAUCCUAGAUAAAAGCAAAAAGAAGCUCUGUGCAAUAUAUGGCAAAUGGACUGAAUGCCUUUACACAGUAGACCCUGCGACUUUUGAUGCCCACAAAAAGACUGAAAAAAAGAAUCCAGACGAAAAAAAGGGCAACAAACAGACCAGUGUCGAUGAGGAGCCUGAAGAGACGCCUCCACCUGAUACUGAGACUGUGCAGGUCAUCCCAGGCAGUGAACUCAUCUGGAAAAUAACGCCACGUCCGGAAAACUCAUCCAAGUUCUACGCGUUUUCGACAUUCGCCAUGCAGCUAAACGAGCUAGACAAGCGCAUGGAGGGCGUCAUACCUCCCACAGACAGUCGCCUCAGACCAGAUAUUUGCGCCAUGGAGAAAGGAGACAUAGAUCUGGCAAGUGCUGAGAAGAAGAGACUUGAGGAAAAACAGAGGACGGCCCGGAAGAAUCGCACCAAAUCAACAGAGGAAUGGAAAGUGAGGUGGUUUCAACAAGGACCCAACCCACACAACAAAGCUCAGGACUGGCUCUACUUGAAAGGCUACUGGGACAGGAAUUACUCUCAGCUUCCUGACAUUUACUAAUAAGUUAAAAAACAAGGCAAAACUACAUGCAUUCAUACUGUACAGAUUUCUCACCUUUGGACUUCAUCUGCUAUACUGGGGGUCAUAAGCAACUAUGUAAUGGAGUAUAGAACAACAGCUAAUGUGUUGGUGUUCGGUUUGAACCCAGAGACGUAUAAUCCUCAGUAGGUCUGUGUGAGUAAUAAAGCACAAUACUUUCUUUCACUUAUUUAUUAUUUAUUGUGGUUCUUCUUGACCACUUGAGAUACCGGCAUGUUCUAAAAAAAAAUCUAGAAUGUAUUUUUUAGAAAUGUUUCAUGUUGGAUAGACCGAGUGUUUAAAUAGCAGGCUGAGCUGUACUGUCUGUAGUUUUUCCGUAAUUCACAUUUGGUCAUGAAAACAUUUUCCUCAUUAGCUUCAGCAUCGAGAGGAGUGACGAUUCUUAAAAUCACCUUUGGCUACGAUUGACACUUGUGCAUACAUACUGUUAUGCAGUGCGAAGUAUUAAAAUAGGUCAUUUUGGUAUAUCGGCCUCUGUUUUCACUUCCUGUUAUGAGUGCUGCAGAUAUUUAGCGAUUAACUGAAUGUGUUACAAAUUUGCCUAAUUUGUAGACCUCUACGGUCAAGUGAAACUGUGUGUGUAGCUAUUUCUAACAGUGUAUAAGAAAGAUGGCCAGAAGACUGUUUGAAUAUCUGAUUAAAUAAACCCUAUACUACGUACUGUAUAGAUGUGUACAGCAAUUAACAGCAUUGCGUAAGUCUACCUGGUUCUGUAAACGUAACUUUUUUCUUAACUAUACUAAAGCAGGGACAUUGGUUCUUCAAUUAUAGAUUAGUGUGUGAGUGUGUUUGUGUAAAAGUCUUGAUAUAGAUUAGAAUACCUGGUGAUCGUCUUAGUACUAUGUGCAUUGAUAUAACUGAAAUCCAACUAUCUCAAACGCAUGUGCAUCACUACAACUAUGCAAGCCUUACCUCCUUUACAGUUAAGCACUGAAUAUUCAUCACUCAUGUAACAAUAGCUGCUACAUGUAUACACUUUAGAUGUGUUAUCACUCGUUUGGUUAUUUAAACAGAAUUUCUAUGUUGCUAAAUAAAAGUUUAAUGUGG